AUGGCGCACUCUUACCUAGCCUACACCCGCCUCAAAGCCGUCAUCUCGGCGCUGCGGUACCUUGACGGGGAGAAGCCGGCGCCGGCACAACCUGAUGAGGUCUUUACGAUCACGGGGAGAGAUGGGAAAAGGGAGAUUAAAGUCCAUGUUUAUCGCCCUGAAAGCCCAACAACGCCCACGCCGGUGCUGAUCAAUUUCAACGGCGCCGACGAGGCCUUCUGCCGGCACGUCGCGCGGCACACGUCGUUCACGGUGCUCGACGCGAGCUACGCGCUGGCGCCGGAGGAUCCCUUCCCGGCGGCGGUGGAGGACGCGCAGGACGUCGUGGCGCAUGUGCGCGCCCGUCCGGGGGAGUAUGAUGUGGGCAGGGUGGUGCUGUGCGGGUUCAGCUCGGGGGGCAAUCUGGCGCUGGCGGCGUCGCAGGGUGCGGCCGGGGCCGGGGGGGAGGUGAGGGGCGUGGUGGCGUUUUACCCGCCGACGGAGAUGCGCACGCACCCGGCGGAGAAGAGGAUGCUUGCCGGGCGGGCGGGGGCAGUACCGGGCGUGAGGAGCGCGGUGAUGGGGAUGUUGAGGGAGGCGUAUCUGAGCGGCGGGGAGGCGGAGGCGGGGGAUGCGAGGGUUAGUGUUGAUCGGGCGCCGGAGGGGGCGUUUCCGGAGGAUGUGGUUGUUAUCACGGCGGAGGGAGAUCGGCUUGCGGCUGAGGGGGAGAGGUUUGCGGCGGGGAUUGGAGGGGGAGGGAGGAGGGUUGUUUUGAAGAGGUGCGAAGGGGUUGGGCAUGGGUUUGAUAAGAUGGAGGGGGAGGAGGAGGGGAGGGCGAGGGAGGAGGCGUAUGGGGUUGUUGUUGAGUUUCUGAGGGGGGUGGUUGGGGAGGGAGGGGGAGGGUGUUGA
This is a messenger RNA of Colletotrichum gloeosporioides, 888 nucleotides long. RefSeq lists its product as uncharacterized. The transcript is spliced from 2 exons. Gene Ontology annotation, molecular function: hydrolase activity. Bases 1 to 888 code for a protein of 295 amino acids. Lineage: Eukaryota; Fungi; Ascomycota; Sordariomycetes; Glomerellales; Glomerellaceae. The record is from RefSeq and is a predicted model, not a curated record.